Girardinichthys multiradiatus is the source of this 3883-nucleotide messenger RNA. RefSeq names its product phosphatidylinositol-specific phospholipase C, X domain containing 2 (gene plcxd2). Gene Ontology annotation, biological process: lipid metabolic process. Gene Ontology annotation, molecular function: phosphoric diester hydrolase activity. Lineage: Eukaryota; Metazoa; Chordata; Actinopteri; Cyprinodontiformes; Goodeidae. The record is from RefSeq and is a predicted model, not a curated record. Bases 407 to 1417 code for a protein of 336 amino acids. The transcript is spliced from 8 exons.
CUGAAACAAUUUUCUCACCUCCUGCUGUUUUUUUGCGUGUCUGUGCUUCUCAUGUAUGAUUCUAGCAAACACACACAACAGAUUAAGCUCAGAAUUACCAGGAUGGGCGGGGAAGAGGCUGUAACAAGUGGAAAUUCACUUAAGAGGAUUAUUGUGGUUGUUAGUUCCCUCCCGAUCUUCUCAAGGAUGCCAGGCAAUGCCGGCCGGAAUGGAAUCACAAGCAAACUAAUGGUUUUCUUUAUGAGUUUUUUAGAUACUAAAGUGAAAGAAACGAGUGGCAACAUUCCAGGAUGAUCUGCUGUGGCUAUUACCUGUUCGGAGCGCAAGGUGAUCCGUUCGCAGGCAUGCUUCUGUACCAGAGAGCCGUUUCCUGACCGGUUCCUUGGCUGGCAUCCUGCUGAGGGACAUGAGGACCAGACCUGCUGGAAUCGGAAAAGUUAAUGCUGACUGGAUGGGUUCGCUUCCCUCCAAACUCAGUGCCAUGCCUCUGAAGUACCUCGCCGUACCAGGUUCUCAUGACUCCUUCACCUUCUGGGUGGAUGUGCAUGCCCCAGUGGGCCCUGAUCAGAAGGCUUAUGUAAAGUACCUGGCCACUAUGUUCAGUGUGUUAGCCAAGAAAGUCAUGGUGAAGUGGUCAAUGACACAGAACCUGACAUUUCGGGAGCAAUUAGAUGCAGGAAUCCGUUAUUUUGAUCUCAGGGUAUCUUCUAAACCUAGUGAACCAGGAAGUGAGAUCUAUUUCAUCCAUGGUCUCUUUGGACACAAGGUGAGGGAUGGCCUGUUAGAAAUUAACUCCUUCUUAGGCAGACACAAGAAAGAGGUUGUGUUUUUGGACUUCAACCAUUACUAUGCAAUGGAUGCAGAGCACCACGUGUACCUCAUCCAUAUGCUCCAGCAAGUGUUUGGCAGUAAGCUGUGCAGCAACUGUGCAGUGGAGAACAUCACCCUGAACUUCCUGUGGGAAAAGAAAUACCAGGUCAUUGUGUUCUACCAUCAUCCUUCAGCACAAGGUAUCCCAGUCAUGUGGCCAGGCAAUAAAAUCCCUGCUCCUUGGGCAAACACCACAGAGCCCAACAAGCUUAUACAGUUCCUGGAAACUACAUUAAAAGAAAGAAACAAACAGGGAUCCUUCCAUGUCACCCAGGCCAUCCUCACUCCUACGGUCAACACUGUGGCCAAGGGUUUGGUCUGGGGGCUGCGUGAUUACCUGGUAGAAAGAAACCUGCCAGUCAUAAUGUCUUGGGUCCAGACUCAACGGCCAGGGAAGGAUGGAGUCAACAUCAUCACUUCUGACUUUGUGGAGCUCACUGACUUUGCCAACAUUGUGAUUAAACUCAACAACGUGCUGCUGUCAGAGUCGGAAUGCAAAACCAAGAUGACACAUGUCCCAUGUUUGAACAAAGGUUGGAAGGCGUAGUUUAUUCAUCUUGUUUGAAUAAAAUUGCAUUACUAAUGCACAUGACCUUAUUGAAUUUUAGCAGGAUUUUCAUAUGGUUCACAGUCAGCUCUUCUGCUACAGAUCUUCAGUUUCUAAACAAAUGAUUCAAGUUAAAUGCCAGGUUUACUGUCAUUUUUAAGCCUUUAAAUAUUCCUGGAACUCUUCAGUUUUAGCUGCAGCCAAUUCUUUUAGCCUAAAUAUUUUAAAUACAGCAAAGAGGAGUUUGGGAAAGUAAGGAUCAGUUCAGGGAAAACUGAGAGUGGUGUGAGAGAGUGAUGACUCUAUUUCUUGCAAGAUGCGACAAAUAUUGCCACUAUGAAUAUAAACUUCUACACAGAUCAGCCAUUUCACCAGUACUCUACCUGUUACCAGUGUUAUAAUAAUCAUAGAACAGAAACAUAUAAACAUCUGACAUCUUCAUACGUUAAUUAUCAAAAUGGUAUGUGAGAUAUAUCAUAUAAAACAGAUGCAUUGGCACAGCAUUAACAAACUUGUCCAGCUAUAAUAAAACAAAGUACAUCCUUGUUUCAUUUCUUUGGUUUUACUAGUUAUAGUAAAAUCGAUCUAGUCCAUAUAAGGUUCUAAAAUUAUGUAAGCUGACCCCAAGUUAACAAUGCAUCCAACAAUCUCCACCAAGUCUGUUUAUUAAACAGAAACAAGGCUAAAAUUAAAAAGGCACAUGUGAAAAAAUACCGCAAUUAAAAGUAACUGUUUCUGUACGACAACAUCAGUCCGGUAUCAUUUUGGAGAAAACUGUCAACUUUCUAUGUGCAACAUUGCUACAUUUCUGGCAUAGAAUAGUUUCCGCCAAACUUUAGUAGUGGAGUGAUAGGAGGAGCUUCUGCUUACGCAAUGACAGCAAGGUGACCAGAUUCUGGGGCUGCAAAACAAGCUUAAGUUAUCACUAGUCCACCAUCAUGCUUAAAAGCUGGUGUAAGGUGUUUGAUUUGAUAAAUUUGCUGGGACAUCCAGACUUGGAAACUUUGGCAGCUGAUGUUAGAUAUUUUCCACUUGUGAAUAAUAUUUCUCAUAAUACAAUGCAAACUGCUAAAAGUGCCCGGCUUUAAUACAGCUGGUCAAACUUGUUGAUGAUCCGUCAAUUAAGUGAAUUUCAUCAGCAGCACCUGAUUGUUACUUACCCUCCUAAAUUCUAAAAAAGCUGCAAAGGAGGACUUAUAAAGCAUUUCUAUUUAGGCUUUGUAUGUAUUUAUUUAUUUUAAAAAAUGUUAAACCUGUUGAUUGUGUCUGUUUAAAGAUUACAAAAAGUUGAACCUAGUAAUAACCACGUUGUAAAUAUACCUAAAUACCAAAACCCCUACCACUGAAAAAGGGGUGCACUUCAGUAAAAGGUAAUGAAAAGCCUAGUUUGGCUUUUUAAUAAUGAACUUUCUCAGCAAUGCUGCUUUUAGUUAAUUUUUUAUUUAUAGGUUUGGGCUAGGAGCCUACUGGGGCAGCUGUGUCUCAACAUGAAUUGCAUUUAACAAGAGCUAUAGACGGCGACACCUUAAGGGCAUCAAUUCUAAAAGGCUAAAUAUGUGUGGAACCUUUGCCACAAUCCCCACAAAACAUAUGCACCCAUUCAAAUAAACAGCUAUACAUUUUUAGUGUUAUAGUUUGUUGGGUUUGAUGCAGAAAUAGAAGCAGUCUCUAUUCAGAGGAAUGCUGGGAAAAUCUUGAGUAACCUAAAUAUAUAGCCAUUAAAUAAUAUAUAAAUCAAGGUAUGCAUGCUAACUGUAGAAACAGUGUUAACUGUAUACUUGCAUCUGUCUUAGAGUUGUCUGCAUCAGUAUGUGUUCCUAUUUGUGUAUGUGUUUGUGCCUUGCAGGCUUAGUGUUUACUAUGCAUGCCAUAGACAGCAGUGCUCUGAAUUUCUGGAGUUUUAUAGUUAGAAAAGGGGGGAAAUGGGGAGCAAGAUAGCAAAGAGUCUCUAAUGUGGCAGAAAUUAUUUAUAUAUGGAACAAGUGUGUGACAGAAGGGGAAGAAUUCAAGUUGACCAAAGUUAAAUAUCUGAAUGAAGCUUUAUCCUCAGCAGCAGUGGCAUCUAAAAGAGGACUAUGAUGAUUUUGUUUUCAUAUCUGCUUUGCCACUUCUCUUCACACCAUAAGCUCACUUGUGCGAAACGGCCUGCUUCUGUCAAGGCCACAUUGUUGACACUGUUCAGUGUGGUCACCGAGCACUAUGAGGUCCAUGAUCACACUGAGACACAACCAGAGGCACUUUAAUUGUGGAGUAAUUACAAAUACCAUGGCAGACAAGUGGGAGAGCAGCAGCUGCAGCAGCAGCAGCAACAAACUAAACUGAAAGCAUUCCUCUGUUGUUUAGAUUGGUCCCCUCUCAUUCUCCCUGUGUCCUACUUCACUGUAUUCCAGCUGGCUUCCAGGGCUUCAAAGGAGAGAAUGACAACGAAGGCAAGAUCUGUAUGUUUUUAAUAAAUAAUAAGACUUG